AUGGAAAAUAGAACGACCACGACACUCCGUUCCAGGCGAGUUUGCCGAUUUUGCCUGUGCGAGAAUGAACCUCUGCACUUCAUCUACGAGCGAGAUCCAACCAGACCCUUUCAAGUGCCGCUAUCUCUGCAAAUAAUGUCUUGUGUUUCCAUUGAGGUGUACGCUGCUGACGGAAUGCCUCAAAUGAUCUGCAAAGUGUGUCGUUGGAACUUGGACCGUUCUUACAAAUUCAAGCUGCAGUGUAAAAAAGCCGACGACGCACUACGAGCAUACCCAGCAACGGGCGUGCUUCCACGACCCUUCCCACCGAUCACCAACGACUCAAUGGACGCUAGCAAUAAGCGAUCCGCGGAGCAACGUAGCCAAUCAGAACAAGUAACCAAAAAGCCGCGAGUCGACAACGGAGAUCGCGACCGUGAGCGCCGUGAGCGUCAAGAAUCCACCAAAUCCGACCGCGAAGAAAUCUACAAAGAAGAGCACAGUGAAGCCGACGAAGAAUCAAUGGACGACAAAUCCUCAAAAUUAGAACCUGGCGAAAUCCGGGUCCACGCUUGCGAUCAAUGCGACCGCACUUUCCCACUCCGCCAAGCGCUAGUUCUCCACAUCCAGCGAGCUCACCGCGAUCGCACCCACAAGUGCACCGAGUGCGACCGCAUGUUCUUCUCAAAGUACGACUUGCAGAAGCACAUGAGCACCCACGCCGAGGAGAAGCCCUAUUCCUGUAGCAUCUGCCAGAAAACGUUCACUCGCGCUAAUCUCCUCGCCCGUCACGAGAAGAUCCACCACGAAGACAUGCGUUACAGCUGCCAGCACUGCGACCGCGAGUUCUUCACCCGCGAGGACCUGGAGAAGCACGAGGACACCUCUCACAAGUCAAUCAAGCCCUUCUCUUGCAAUAUUUGCAGCAAGAGAUUCACUUACAAGCAGAGUCUGGAGCGCCACGAGAUGCAGCACUCCGAAGACAAGAGUUUCACUUGCGAGUACUGCAAGGAGGCAUUUAGGACCAGCACCAAGCUCGCGAGACACUUGCAAACCCACGCUGGACAUCGUCCGUACCUUUGCAAGCUCUGUCCUCGCGAUUUCUUGCUGUCUCACCAUCUUUCUCGGCACAUGCGGACCCACUCUGUCGAAAAGCGGCACAUCUGCGAGGAGUGCGGCAAGGCAUUCAAGCGCAAAGAGAGCCUGGAAGUCCACCAGCUCACCCACAGCAAACGCACCGGGCUCGGUCUCACCUGCGACGUCUGCCAAGAGUCUUGUCGCAACCGCGCUGACUAUGUAACUCAUAUCAAGCAACACAUAGAAGCCGGAGAGAAGAUGGGCCCUGACGGUCUCUCUCCUGAAAUUAAAGAAAAAUUGGAGUCUGAAUCCGAGGAGGAAGAGGAAGAAGAACAGUUCUCUGAUGGAGACGAUGACUACGAACCUCCUGCUUCUUUGCUGAAGAAAUAUCCCAAGCAGGUUCCUAAACAAUCCGAGGAGAGCGAAGAAGAGCCUGACCAACGCGUUGUUAAGGAAGAGCCCAAGGAACAGGUGGUCUUUGUUCGUGCUAAGGACGGCCAGAUUGUCAAGAAGACUAUCAAGACCAUGCUCCCGACUCAGAGGAAGGAGACUCCUGAAGCUAAAGUCGUUGCUAAAAGCCCAGCUCCGAAGGCUCAUCAGAAAAUUGAGAGUUCUCCGAAGGGAAAAGACGAAACUGAAGCUGAGGUUCAGAAGAUUGUCGCUUCUGUGUUCCAGGAACACAAGGUUGCUUUGAAGGCAAGCACUCCUCAGGAACCGGCCAAGGUUCGCUCCCAGGUUAUCAAGGAGGAGAAGAUUGAGGGGACUCCCAAGACUGUUACCCAGGUUACGAAGAGAAUUGUCGUUCGUAAACCAGCUGCUGAAACUCCUACGGCUGCUCCGGCUACGCCUGUCAAGGAAGAUGUCAAGCCAGCCACUCCGGCUGUUAAGAGCACCAAGAGGGUCAUUGUUAGGAAGAUCAUUCGCAAGGGCAACACUGAGCAUGUUGAAUGGCGCUACCAAGACGGCACUGAGAUUGACUCGGCUGAUCUUGCCAAGUUGACCACCGGACAAGUGGUGAAACGCGUUGUCAAGACCAUCACCAAGCCCAAGGUCACCCAAGCGGUGAAAGUCGCCGAGCAGAGAGCUCCAGUUGAGGCUCCGAAGUUUGAGCUGAAGACUUCGCAAGCCAGUGCGACUAUCACGCCGAUUCCGGCUCCUGAUAAUAAAAAUGAUAAAAUUUCGGAGAAGGUUGAACAGCUGGAGAAGACUGUCGCGCAGCAGCGCUUGCAGAUUGAGGAACUGAGGAGCAGGAAGGAUUCUUAUGAGCCUGCUGAUGACAUGAUGCCGGAUAGACAUGAUUCUGAAGACGAGCAGGAGCUGCCGCUCAAGCGUGUGUUUGUCAAGACUAACCAGAGCAUUUAUGAUGAGGAGAAGACUUAUGACGCGGAUGAAAAGGCCACGAUUAAGAAGGUUGAGAAGAAAGAAAAGGAGAAGAAGGUUUUUAUUAAGACGGAAGAACCGUCGGAGGUUGAGCAGAUGAGCAUUGAAAUCAACUCGAUGAUUGCUGAGGAUAAAAAAGCUGCUGAAGCUGCUGCUGCUGCUGCCGAGGCUACGGUUGAUACUGCUACUGUUGAGUCUGAAGAGGUUGAGCCGGAAAAAGAAGAACCCAUGGAAGUUGAGGAAGCCAAGGAGCCGGAAAAAGAAGCUGAGGUGGAGAAGGAAAAGGAUGAGAAGGUUGAGGAAAAACAAACUGAAGAUGUUGCUGCGGUGUUGGAGCAGCAGGACGAAGCCGAAACUUCGGACAUUUUUGACGCGCCGUCUUCCCCGCUGGAGAAAAAUAGUUCUAAUUUGGAUGAGUCGGUUGUCGCGCUGAGCCAGGGGAAUGAUACGAUUAAUUUGAAUGACACUAAUGAUAGUCAGGACAGCUUGGAGGACAAGCUCUCAAGAAUGGACGGUUGA
Cotesia congregata is the source of this 2955-nucleotide messenger RNA. The record is from the annotation of a GenBank genome assembly. Lineage: Eukaryota; Metazoa; Arthropoda; Insecta; Hymenoptera; Braconidae.